CGGGGAAUAACUGGGGGAGAAGAAUGUUUUUGUCUCUUCCCACAUUGACUGUCCUUAUUCCACUGGUGUCUUUAGCAGGACUGUUCUACUCAGCCUCUGUGGAAGAAAACUUCCCACACGGCUGCACUAGCACAGCCAGCCUGUGCUUUUACAGCCUGCUCUUGCCCAUUACCAUCCCAGUAUAUGUGUUCUUCCAUCUUUGGACGUGGAUGGGUAUCAAACUCUUCAGGCAUAAUUAAUGCAACAAGAACCAAGAUGGUAUAUGUCAGUAACUUGGCUUUGAGCAACUCUGAAAGCUCAACUCCGUGGAAAUACUGGAAAUCCACUUAAUUUGUGGGAAAGAUGCUUUACCUUGGUAAGAGGAGGUGUAAGCUGCGGAAGCAUCUUUUAUUGUAUUUUUUGUUUUGCCUUUGUUUUCAGAUUUUAAUUUAAAUCAGAAAAACAUUUCAGCAAAAUCUUGGAAACUAACAGACCCACCUAUUAAUCUGAUGAUUAUUUCUUACCCUAUUAUCUUAGAGUUAAUAAUUUGAAAUUCUAUAUUUCAGAAUCUUUGGUGAAGCUACAUGUUAAAGAUGACUAAGAUAUUUUUAAAGGCGCUAUAUUGGAGUGAUUAGUAGAGAUAUACAUUUAAAACAGCAGUAAAAUGGAAACUUUACAUAAACUUUACAUACUUGCAAAACUUUGGUGUUUGUAAAAUUACCUUUAUUUCUUUGGCAUCAAAUGCUUACAUUAAAAUAAGAUGUUAACACUUUCAAAAGGAAAAUUGUGUUUUUUGGGGAGAGAGAUGGUCCAAAUAGUGAUUCUAAGGAAGGGGAAAUGUAAAAGUGCGCCAAAAAUUUUAAAUGUAGGCUAUGUCUACAGAGGUAAUUAAUACUAAAAUAGAAUAACUCCCCAGAAAAAUAUCUACCUUUGGGGGUUGAGGUGGAGUUGUAAUGUUUAUAAAUAAAUAGCUGACUGUGUCCUCUUGAGCUUAGUUAUUUUUUGGACUCAGCUAUUUUCUUGCUUUGGGAAACCUACUUGGCACCACUAGAGCAUGAGAAUUGACAAGAUUGGUUAUGAUUUUUCCACAAGAUUAAUUGAGAAUAGUACAAUUACUAGUUCAGAGGUAUAGUAUAAAUAUUUCAGUAGUUACCUUAAAUCUAUUAGUUGACUAUAAACUUAGUUGAAUCUUAAGAAUUUUAGUUUAACAGAAGCUUGAAACAGUAUUCUUUAAAAUAAAAUAAAAACAGGAUUAGUUGUGUUUUCUGUUUACAUUAGUUCAAUGUAAAUACAGUACAAACGUAGUAGAGAUCCCCAUCAU
Messenger RNA from Condylura cristata (star-nosed mole), 1300 nucleotides. It is a transcript of the gene PIGY, whose product is annotated as phosphatidylinositol glycan anchor biosynthesis, class Y. The record is from RefSeq and is a predicted model, not a curated record. Lineage: Eukaryota; Metazoa; Chordata; Mammalia; Eulipotyphla; Talpidae. Bases 24 to 239 code for a protein of 71 amino acids. The transcript has a single exon.